AUGAAUCUGACCAGCUACCGGUCGAGCCAGUCCUCGUCCUAUCCGGACCCUCGAAACUUCGCCAUCACCUCCCCAGCUAUGCCUUCGCCGUCCUCAAGGGCCUUGUUAGAGGGGUACAAAACCAUUUUAAGCCCAAACGAAGAUGAAACACCAAGGUACAAUAUGCUCAAUUACUCUCACCCACGAAGCUCUGUACUCCUCAAUGCAAAUGAUCCGAUCGCAAUGCAUUUACUCGCCGAGACUGCAAUAUCAGACAGUACGCAGUUCGAGGUACUUUCGUUCGAGGAGGUUGAAGAAUUGAAGAAGGAACUGCUUCUCUUGUCUAAUCGUAUUGAAUCAUCAAAGCGAAAACUAGCUCUUGAACUGAAACUACAAGAAGCCGCAUUUUCUUUGAGCAAACUUUACGACUCUAAGGCUGGCAGGAGGGAAAGUAGUGAUACGAGCCCUGAAUCUUCGCCUAAGUCCCACCGCAGACGAUUGAGCCUGUUUGGACGCCAUAAUCUCCAGCACCGAUCUGAUGAAGAAGUCACCCAAAGCGUUCAUCGUUGUGAAGACAUAGCGCAAGAACUCUGGAGGCUGGAGAGGAGAGCAAAUGAAAUCCGGAGGAGAAUCUUGGAGCAUACCGCCGGUGUAUUGCAGAUGACGCACAAGGGCUUGAAGAAAAGGGGCGCAAAUCGACAGGAGCAAAGCGAUGACAUGGUCGAAUUUGAUGACAGAAGCCUUUACAGAACUCCUGACCACCUAGAUGAUUUCAACGGUGGCCAUACACGGCGAGAUCUUCCUAUGGCUGUAGCGGGAGAAAGAAAUUCAGUGAGUAUGGCUGCCUUACAUGAAACGAAAAGGAGACUUGACGAUUUGAACUUCCGUUUACGUGAAAUGAUACCACAAAUCAAUCAAAACAAUGACGCUGGUCGCCUCUCUCAAGAAUUUUUAAAUAGCGCCCCUGCAGAUCCGGUGAUAGCUGUACAAAAUGGUCUGGAUUCUCUUGACAAGGGGCUUGAGUCAAUGUCCUUCCAUCAAACAAGCAUGCUACAGGCAAUGGAAGGAUCUAUGUAUGAUGCAGAAGACAAGUUAGAUACACUUAACAAGCGAUUGGACGGCAUUCUUGUCACAGCAGGUUCUACUCGACAUCAACUUACCCCACGCGCCUCAUCAGCCAGAAAAACAUUAAAGGAGCAACUUGACCACCUGGGAGGCUCUAUAGAGGAGGCUCAGGCUCGCGUUGAUAAUUUAACUGAUCAGAAAACUAUUCUUACUACUCAGAUCCAACAGCAAAGAGAGCUUAACUGCAAGUCCGAUGCAGAACGCGAUGCACACAUUGCGGAUCUAACGGAACAAAGUGUAAAGCUACAAAAAGAGGCUGAUAUGUCACAGAAGGAAGCCAAUGAUAUACGAGAAGAGCUCGCUCUCGUAAUGGAUCAGUUGGAUACGGCUCGUCAAAACUCGAUGAUCCGAGAACAGCAGAAUGCAAUCAAUCAGAAACCCAUUGCCAAUGCGGAGCUAGAAGCCAGACAAGAGUUUGAGCAAAAGUUGGCUUUGAAAGACAGCGAAAUUGCCAGUAUCAACCAAGCACGGCGAAACGCCGAGGAGUCAUUGGCAGCCAAGGAAAUGGAAAUUGCUAGUUUAGAGGAGGCCCGGCAGCAAGUCACAAAGGAAAUGUCAAAAGUCGAGCAGAACCUAUCGAGUAAAGACGACCAAAUUGCUGGGCUUGAAGAAUUCCGCAACACGGUCAGGGAGGAAUUGGAUGCGGCUGAGCGGGAUCGAACGCUCAAAGAAAACGAAAUUGCGACCCUUCAAAAUACCCUCAGACAGCUUACCUCAGAGAAGGAUCUGGAAAUCCAGAAUUCUCGCAACGCUCAUGAUAGUUCCAAAGCGGAGUUACAAAAAUUGCAGUCCGAGUUCUCUGAACUUGAGGGCGAAAUGGUUAGGAUUCAGACUGAACUAACGGUUGCACGAGCUGAGCUUGAUGGCGCGUAUGGGAGUAGAGCGGAGCGUGCGGCUCAGGUAGCAGCAAACCCAGCCAUUCGGAGGGAAAUGGAUGAAUUAAACCAACGGAAUAUGAGCCUUAUGGAGGAGCUGGCCUCUCUCAGAGAUAAUCAAACUGGCAGAAGCAUCGCAGGCGCUUCUCCAGACCUUCAGGGACGUGUACAAAUGUUGGAGAAGGAGCUUCGAGAAACGAUUGAUGAUUACGAAUCGAUGACCAAAGCUAGCAUUGAGUUUGAAAAGGAACGAGAUAGUCUAGAGAGUACCAUAGAUUCCUAUCGUGAACGCUGUGAGACUCUCGAGGCGCAGCUGAGUGAUGAAAGAAUUCAGGCACUGGGAAUGAAUGGUGUACGAAAAGGAGACGCGACGCCGACGGAAAGUACAUCGAUAAUAGUGUUGAAGAAUGAGUUUAAGAAAAUGAUGAGAGACACGAGAGCGGAGAACCUGAAAAAUUUGAGGGCUGAGCAAGAAGAGCGGCGAAAGCUUGAGUCUCUGAUUCGAACGCUCAGAGGAGACCCAAAGGCUUCAGGCAAGUCGAACUUGAGUCAGAGUACGGUUGCUUCCUAA
Ophidiomyces ophidiicola is the source of this 2550-nucleotide messenger RNA. RefSeq lists its product as uncharacterized. Bases 1 to 2550 code for a protein of 849 amino acids. The transcript is spliced from 3 exons. The record is from RefSeq and is a predicted model, not a curated record. Lineage: Eukaryota; Fungi; Ascomycota; Eurotiomycetes; Onygenales; Onygenaceae.